GUCACCGGCUUUAGAGGUCCGAGAGUGUGUGUGCUGGAAGGGUGGGAACGGGAGGAAUUAAGAAGAGUUUGCCGGGUGUUCCGGGUCAGCACUCGAGCAUAAGGCCGAAGAGUCUCCAUGAACGGCAGCAUGGCCGCCUCGCGGGACAGGAUCAUGUUGGGGCCGCUUGUGGCGGCAAUCGACCAGGGCACGAGUUCCACGCGUUUCCUCGUCUUCAAUGCUAAAACUGCUGAACUUCUCAGUCAUCACCAGGUGGAGAUCAAGCAGAGUUUCCCCAAGGAGGGAUGGGUGGAAGAGGACCCAAAGGAGAUCCUGCAGUCUGUGUAUGAGUGCAUGGACAAGACCUGUGAGAAGCUCACCCAGCUCAACAUCGACAUUUCCAACAUCAAAGCCAUUGGUGUGACCAAUCAGAGAGAGACCACACUGGUUUGGGACAAGGAAACUGGAGAGCCACUUUAUAAUGCCAUUGUUUGGCUGGACCUGCGGACUCAGUCCACAGUGGAGAGGCUUAUCAACAAAACCCCCGGAAGGAACAAAAACCACCUGAAGCAUAAGACUGGCCUUCCCAUCAGCACCUACUUCAGUGCAGUGAAGCUGCGCUGGCUCAUGGACAAUGUGGACGAGGUCAGCGAGGCGAUCCUCUCGCACAGAGCCAUGUUUGGCACCAUCGACUCCUGGCUCAUAUGGUGUCUAACAGGUGGGAAGAAAGGAGGGGUCCACUGCACAGAUGUGACCAAUGCCAGCCGCACCAUGCUAUUCAACAUUCACACUAUGGACUGGGAUCCUGAACUUUGCACAUAUUUUGGCAUCCCAAUGGAGAUUCUUCCCAGAGUCAGGAGUUCCUCUGAAAUUUACGGUUUAAUGAAAAUAAGCUCUAGUGUGAAAUCUGGCUGCUUAACUGGAAUUCCCAUAUCAGGCUGUCUGGGAGAUCAGUCGGCAGCUCUUGUGGGGCAAAUGUGCUUCCAGGAUGGUCAGGCCAAAAACACGUAUGGAACUGGCUGUUUCCUGCUAAGGAACACGGGACCCAAGCCGGUAAUGUCAGACCAUGGGCUCUUGACAACUGUAGCAUACAAACUGGGUCGAGACCAGCCAGCGUGUUAUGCACUAGAGGGGUCGGUGGCCAUAGCGGGGGCUGUUGUGCGCUGGCUGAAGGAUAACCUGGGCAUCAUCCAGACCUCCUCUGAGCUCGAAAAACUGGCGGCAGCAGUGGGCACAUCCUAUGGAUGUUACUUUGUUCCGGCGUUUUCCGGCCUCUAUGCACCUUAUUGGGAACCCAGUGCGCGCGGAAUAAUCUGUGGUCUGACUCAGUUCACCAAUCGCAGCCACCUGGCUUUUGCAGCUCUGGAGGCUGUGUGCUUUCAGACCAGAGAGCUGAUGGACGCCAUGAACCAGGACAGUGGAAUCCCCUUGACUCAGUUGCAGGUUGAUGGUGGGAUGACCUCCAACAGACUGCUCAUGCAGCUGCAAGCCGAUAUACUGUGCAUCCCUGUCGUGAAGCCCUCCAUGCCCGAGACGACGGCGCUGGGCGCUGCCAUGGCAGCAGGAGCCGCCGAGGGGGUCAGCGUAUGGAGCCUUGACCCCAAUGACCUCAGCGAGGUCACAUCUGAGAAGUUUGAGCCACAGAUCAACACAGAGGAGAGUGAGUUCCGCUAUGCGCGCUGGAAGAAGGCCGUGCAGAAGUCCAUGAACUGGGAGACCACGGAGCCCAUUGGAAACGGAAAUGAGGAGCCUAGUAUCUUCAGUAGUAUUCCUCUGGGCUUUUACAUUCUUGGUAGCAUGUUUAUGUUGAUUGGAGCUAAAUACAUCGCAGGGCACAAGUAGGCCACUGGAUGACGGAAAUGCACUGUGGGAAGUAGUGGGCUCCCAUGUAUCCGCCAUGCACACAUACGGCCUACAGACACUAUACCCCCCACCCCCACUCCCACUCCUCCCCACCCCCACCUCAACUGUGAACCAGAACUUUAAGGCCCGGCAGCAGUGAAGUGAACAAAGCCCAAAACCCCUAAAUGCCGAGGCCUCGAUCUGAACAUAAUUAUGUGCACACACCUGAACGUGCACCUGAGCCAGGGGAUCUGAGUGUUUCCGACGUAAGGAAAUAAGGGACCGUAGACUGUGUGUGUUUGUGUGUCUGUGUGAGAGAGAGUGUGAGUGUGUGUGUGUGACAUUUUAUGAUGACCCCGGUAACAAUUUUAUGGUACAAUCAAUGAACUUACAUACUGGUACAUGCGUUUCUUGUUCUCCUGAAGUCUGUGUGAUUGUGUGACCAUUUGUGUGUGUGUGUGUGUGUGUGUGUGUGUAUGUAUAGGUUUAAAGAUGGGUUUCAUGAACAAUGACAAAUUUGUCAGUAAAGUCCUGGUACAAAAUGUCUUCCAAAUGAACUGAUGUUUUAUGUUUUAAAUGAACUACUGUUUCUUGUUUUUUUUAGACUUGUUUUUUAUUUGUUUGCCUGUUUUUUAACCUGGAGAGGCCACCAAUGAUUUGUACAAAGGUUGGACUGAUAUGUGCCACUAACUGAUGCACUGUUUACCAAAACAGCAGAAGGACAAUAGCUGGACCAGCUGAAAAAAUAGAAUUAACUGCACUUUAGGAAUCCUCUACUUUUCAGAUGUGGAACCUCUAAUAGGUUUGAAUUAUUUUUAAGCUUAUGAUUUGUCCUGCUGUAGUAGAUGAUUUCUCCUUAGAACUGUACCUGUACAAAUAUUAAGAAUAAAUGAGGCUAUUGUCCUGUAAACAAUGCCUAGAACUGCUGACAAGAUGAUGCCCCCUGAUGGCCAAUCUUAAAAGUUACAUCUGAGAACAAAACCAACUGUCCAGAAAAGUUGAUCAGUUAGUCAGAUGCAUCAUUUUAACACACUUUAUAUCAUCCUUUGUCAAAGAUAACUUAAUGCCAAUGGUUGUUGAACCUAUUCAUUGGACCUGAGUCUAUGUGAUCAACCAGGACCGAACAGUGCCGUGACAUACAAUGGCAAUUUGCUACGGGUAGAUACCUGUAGUCUACUUGAAGGUUUAGCCACUUAGGAAAGCAUAACAGUGGCCAGUACUCUUUGACCAGAAAGCAGUGAGAAUUCAUGUAUAUUUAAUGGUUAAUUUAUGUUCACUAUUAACUGUGGGUAGACAUUUUGUAUGCAGUGCUGGCAUGACAAAUCAAUUAAACUGUCUGAAGUGUUAUUUUGAAUGGAUUUGUUUCCCCUGCCUGUGCUAAUUGCUAAAUAAAAAGACUUUGAUGGUA
This is a messenger RNA of Alosa sapidissima (American shad), 3229 nucleotides long. It is a transcript of the gene gk, whose product is annotated as glycerol kinase. Gene Ontology annotation, molecular function: glycerol kinase activity. Gene Ontology annotation, cellular component: mitochondrion. Gene Ontology annotation, biological process: glycerol-3-phosphate biosynthetic process; triglyceride metabolic process; glycerol metabolic process. The record is from RefSeq and is a predicted model, not a curated record. Lineage: Eukaryota; Metazoa; Chordata; Actinopteri; Clupeiformes; Clupeidae. The transcript is spliced from 21 exons. Bases 118 to 1821 code for a protein of 567 amino acids.